Chilo suppressalis (striped riceborer) is the source of this 3505-nucleotide messenger RNA. The record is from the annotation of a GenBank genome assembly. NCBI's taxonomy places the organism in Eukaryota, Metazoa, Arthropoda, Insecta, Lepidoptera, Crambidae.
UACUUUGAUAAACGAAAUUUAUCAAACUCUUGUCGUUGUUGAUAAAGUGGCGUGGCUAAGGACCGGACUCGUUUAACGGGCCCAUGAUAAGAUUAACGAAACGACGAUUAGGCGGUUAUUGAGACUUUUAUUAAUUCUGAUUAAAACAUAGGUACCUAUAAUAUAUUUUAAGCCAUACCUACAUGUAAGUGCUUUACGUUAUGACCUGUUACUUUACCUGUGACCAAGACCCUAAUGCAAAUGAUGAAAAUUACAAAUAAUGAUCACAGAUUUCCUUAUUCCACUAUUCUCGAAUGGAUUUUUUUGCCCGCGCACGUGAUCCCUUCUCAUGCCUGCUGCCUGAGCCUGCGCAGAGGAGGGUCUUUUAGUACUUUUAAUCAGGGAUGUUAUGGAGCUUCAACUCCGAUUCCGGUAAGGCGGAACUUCCGAUUACUAUUACACCUUCGGUUCCGAUUUCGGCUCCGAAACUUUUUAAUCGGAGGUCGAAGCAUAGCAAAAAGCGACGGCGGCCUGCGUCGACCUUUACGAACUGGUUCAUAUCCGUGGCGUUGGCAGUCUGUGUUAAUAAUAAGUAAAUUAAAAUGAAAAAUGGUUAUUUUAUAAUUAAAAUGAAAAAAUGGUUGACUGAUGAUGUUUUUAUUUGUUCUUAAAUUAAAAAUCUCUCUUGUGACCACUUCUGACUCUGCCUCCGACUCCGUUUCCGACUCCGAUAAAUCAAAUUUAAAAACUCCGACUCCGACUUCGGUUCCGAUAAAUUUACCUCCGUUACAUCCCUGCUUUUAAUCCUUCGUAUGUUUACUCGGUUCAGUUGUAAGCGAUCAAGCAAAAUAUUUUGACGGGCAAAAGGCCCUCGUCUGCGCAGUCUAUUUUUCCACUCCCACUGUUGUGGCAGGAUAAAUUGCUGCACCCGUUAUCUACUCUAAACUAAGCACCCACUUAUGUAGGUUAACAUCAGGUGGGAAGGUUUCGUUUGCUCGAACUCAACAAACAGCAAAAAAAGUGCGACAGCCAUCAAUAAAUCAAUAACUUUAAUUUCCAUAUCAUUCUAUUGCUUUUUGUGUGACUCAUGUGACUGCGUGACGGCAUUCGCUAAUUGAAUAUUUACCUACUUAAGUAGGAAUAUCUGGUCGAGUCAAUGCUGUAAAUGCCUGUUUUGUAAUUAACUACCUAUGAUAGCUAUACACUCAAGUACUUGUGCAUUAUAUAAUUACAUAAUAUGCGGAAUAAAAUAAUAAAACAAACAAUAAGGACACGUUUAAAGACAGUGGUUAUUAUUACGCAUUGAGUUAAUAUUACGUAUUGAAAAGUUGAACGCACCAAAGUAUGACAAACACUUUGAUAGCCUUUGUGUUAAGGAGUUUCACGUGCGAACUUAAUUACAGUAAUGUAGCGACAAUGAUAAUAACUACUCCCAAUAUAUUAGUUAUAAGUUUUACAAAUAUUCGACUCUUUUGUAAUAUUAAUGCACUUUGAAUACUUUAUCUCUUGAUAUAAUCAAAUAUGAAGGGCUCACAAUAGGAUAUAUUUACACUUAUCGCAUGCAAUCGAGAUAAAGGAAGCGAGAUUUGAGGAUGCGAUAAAAGCGUUAAACGACGCAAUCAACUUCAACCCAAAUCGCGCAGGACUGUCCCUACUUGGAUAUUGUUACUUUAGAACCCAAGCAUUUAUAGAAGCAGCGAACUGUUAUGAACAAUUGACUGCAAUGCAUCCGGACAUACCAGAAUACAAACUAUACUUCGCUCAAUCUCUGUAUGAAGCCUCUAUGUUUGACGAAUCUUACAAAAUAACAAUGCAAAUAAGUUCCCCAGAGUUGGAGAGAAAAGUGAUAAAACUACAAUCUGCAAUCAAAUAUGGUGAAGACGACACAAUAUCUGCAAAAAGUCUAGUUGAUUCCUACCCUCAAGAAGAUCCCGAUAAAGAUAUUAACCUUGGAUGCUUAUUAUACAAAGAGAACCAGUACGAAGAGGCUUUGCAAAAAUUCUCGCGCAGUCUUAAUGUUUUGGGUUUCAAUGCACAUCUUCAUUACAACAUAGCUCUGUGUUAUUUUAGGCUUAAAGAAUAUCCUCAGGCUUUAAAACAUAUAACUUUAGUUAUCGAAAAAGGAAUACGCGAUCAUCCAGAGUUAGCGGUCGGUAUGCAAGCUGAAUCAUCUGAGGUGAAAUCUGUUGGAAAUACUUUAACACUUCAUGAAACAGCACUAACAGAAGUGUUUAACCUUAAGGCUGCUAUCGAAUAUCAGUUAAAGAAUAUUGAAUCUGCGAGAGAAGCCUUAAGUGAUAUGCCUCCGAGACAUGAACACGAACUGGAUGCAGUCACUUUACAUAAUCUCGCAUUGACCUCGAUUGAUAUAAAACCGACUGAUGGUUUUGAAAAAUUGCAUUUCCUUUUACAACAAGAUCCGUUUCCACCAGAAACCUUCGCAAAUUUAUUACUUUUAUACUGUAAAUUUGAAUAUUUUGAUCUUGCUGCUGAUGUCUUGGCAGAGAACGCUCAGUUCACUUAUAAAUAUUUAUCGCCGUAUUUGUACGAUUUCCUUGAUGCUAUAAUAACCAGCCAAACUUCACCAGAAGAAGCUUUUCAGAAAUAUGAUGACAUUGCGUCAAAACAAUCUGAACAAUUACGGAAAUUGACGAAGGUGGUACAAGAAAGCCGCGCACAAGGUGACAAUGAUCAAGUUAAAAAAGCCGUGGUUGAAUACGAAGAGGCUUUAGAAAGAUACAUACCAGUGGUUAUGGCACAAGCGAAAAUUUACUGGGAUAUGGAAAAUUAUGGUCAAGUCGAAAAAAUAUUCCGCAAAUCAGUAGAAUUUUGCAACGAGUCUGAUGUAUGGCGUCUCAAUGUAGCACAUGUAUUGUUUAUGCAAGAGAAUAAAUACAAGGAGUCGGCAAGUUUUUAUGAACCUAUCGUGAAGAAACAAUAUGAUAAUAUUUUAGAUAUUAGUGCAGUUGUUCUUGCAAAUCUAUGCGUGUCUUACAUCAUGACGUCUCAGAACGAAGAAGCAGAAGACAUAAUGAGAAAAAUUGAAAAAGAAGAAGAGCAACAAAUCUUCGAGGAUCCGCAAAAGAAAUUCUAUCACUUAUGUAUAGUUAAUUUGGUGAUAGGAACCUUGUAUUGCGCGAAGGGAAACUAUGAAUUUGGUAUAUCUAGAGUAAUCAAAUCUUUAGAGCCCUUUAAUAAGCGUUUAGGCACAGACACUUGGUUCUACGCAAAACGAUGCUUCAUAUCAUUUCUUGAGAAUCUCGCAAAGCACUUGAUUGUUGUUAAAGAUAACACUAUAAAGGAGUGUUUGCAAUUUCUCGAGGGAUGCGAGACUUAUGGUAGACGCGUGAGCACCGUCAUAGAAAGCCCCUUCCAAGAGGAAGAUGCAAACACAAAAGCCAAGCAAACAGUUACCUACGAAGCUCGUCUACUGCGGUAUAUGUUUUAUAAGUUAAGAAACAUUGACGAUUCUGUUACUAUUAAUAAAUACGAGGACUUGAAGUACCUGGUGGUAUUAGUUUUUUAA